AUGGAGCUCCACGUGCCCAAGCCGUCCUCCCGAGCAACCAAGAUCGUCGUUGUCGUCUGUUUCCUCAUCUCGAUCGUCCUCAUCUGCCUCGAGAACAGCUGCAUCCUCGGCAAUCUAUCGCGACGCAUUGUCCUUCGUAGGAUCGAGUUCAGAUCGGAAAACGGGAAUUUGUUUUACCAGGCGACUGACGAGGUCAGGGAGAUACCGCUCGACGAUUCGGCGGGCCUAGAGAGGAAGAUCACCAAAGUACAGCUGGUCCCCCUCUGGACGAGCAAUGAGACCCUCAAGGAAUCCCUGGACGUUCCAGUCAAGUACAAGGUCCUGCGACAGCAGGGUCUCGUAGCGAGGAGACAACUACCGAGCGCCUUGAUCAUCGGUAUCAAAAAGGGCGGCACCAGGGCCUUGCUUGAGUUCUUGAGACUGCAUCCCGACGUCAGAGCUGCUGGCUCGGAGGUUCAUUUCUUCGAUCACCACUAUUCCAAAGGCUUCCAGUGGUACAGACAUAGAAUGCCGGCCACUCUGGAGGGCCAAGUGACGAUGGAGAAGACCCCUUCUUAUUUCAUAACCAGCGAGGCACCCCGUCGCGUUCAAUUGAUGAAUCCAGGUACGAAACUCAUAGUUGUCGUCCGCGAUCCGGUCACCAGGGCCAUAUCCGACUACACGCAGGUCAGAAGCAAAAGAUCGACGAUGCCCAGGUUCGAGGACAUGGCGUUUCUCAAUGGAUCACAGGUCGUGGACACAACGUGGGCGCCCCUUAGGAUCGGUGUGUACGCCAAGUACCUGGAGCGUUGGCUCAACUACUUUCCGUUGUCGCAGCUGCUCUUCGUGUCGGGUGAACGGCUGAUUGCCGAUCCGGCAUUCGAGAUAACGCGCGCUCAGGACUUUCUGGGAUUGAAAAGACUCGUUUCCGAGAAGCAUUUUUAUUUCAAUUCGACCAAGGGGUUUCCUUGCCUGCUCAAGUCUGAGGAGCGGGCUACGCCGCAUUGCCUUGGUAAAAACAAAGGUCGGAGCCAUCCUUUCAUUGAUCCCGUAGCCAUUCAACGCCUUAGAGACUUCUAUCGACCUUUCAAUCGACGUUUUUACCAACUCACGGGCAUUGACUUUGGUUGGCCGUAAAAAAAACAAUCAUCCGCGUACAACGAAAAUCCAUGUCCGUCUAACGCGCACUAAUCACGUAUGCGUCGAUGAAAAGUAUCUACUAUACUAUUCUUAAAAACUUUUAUGAUAUAAAUAUUUUUUUUCAUUUUCACACUAUAUAUACCGUUCUAAGGAAAACUUAACCUAUACACUGCAAACGCUCGAUUUUCUACA
Molecule: messenger RNA, 1311 nt
Organism: Copidosoma floridanum
Lineage: Eukaryota; Metazoa; Arthropoda; Insecta; Hymenoptera; Encyrtidae
Gene: Hs3st-B
Product: Heparan sulfate 3-O sulfotransferase-B
Molecular function (GO): [heparan sulfate]-glucosamine 3-sulfotransferase activity
Source: RefSeq, a predicted model, not a curated record